This is a messenger RNA of Notolabrus celidotus (New Zealand spotty), 1407 nucleotides long. RefSeq names its product leukotriene B4 receptor 2b (gene ltb4r2b). Bases 127 to 1227 code for a protein of 366 amino acids. Gene Ontology annotation, biological process: G protein-coupled receptor signaling pathway. The record is from RefSeq and is a predicted model, not a curated record. NCBI's taxonomy places the organism in Eukaryota, Metazoa, Chordata, Actinopteri, Labriformes, Labridae. Gene Ontology annotation, cellular component: membrane. The transcript has 5 exons. Gene Ontology annotation, molecular function: leukotriene receptor activity.
GAGUCUGUCACUCAGGGGAAACACUAUCAGAGAGCUGGACAGAGAGGAGCAGCAGAGGGAUAAUUCAAUCUGACAGAUAUCACAGAGAAACGUCAAGUCCUGGAAAGGAUCCAAACUCCUCCAAGCAUGAUCCAGUCCGCCAGUCCCUCCUUUCUGACAUCCCAACCAGGCCGCAAUGGUACAAACCCGGAGGAUGACAGCGUAGUGAGCAAUGACCUCUCCACCACGAUGGGUGCCCUCAUCCUUGGCCUGGUCUUCCUCCUGGGCGUCCCUGGAAACCUCUUCAUCGUGUGGAGCAUCCUGGCACGAACCCGCCGACGCUCAGUCACCACCCUUCUGAUCCUCAACCUGGCGUGUGCUGACGGCUUCCUCAUGGCCCUCACCAUCUUCUUCAUCAUCUACCUGGCCAAGCAGACGUGGGUGUUUGGUGAUGCCAUGUGCAAAGGCCUCUUCUACCUGUGCAACUCAAACAUGUACGCCUCCAUCUUCCUGAUCACACUUAUGAGCGUGCACAGGCUGGUGGCUGUGGUGUUUCCGACCAAAUCUUCAGAGCUUGUCAGCAAGAAGAUCGUGAAGAGGGUGAUCGUGGGCAUGUGGGUGCUGGUGAUGGUGAUUUCCAUCCCUUCGCUGGUGUUUCGAGAUGUGAGACCGGACAAAGAUGAGAGGAAUAAAACAAGACUUGUGUGUGCUCCCAAUCACACCGAGCCCAGACAUGUGAGGUUCCAGUACGCCUUUGAGACGGUGUCAGGGUUCAUUCUUCCGUACACGGUCAUCAUAAUCAGCUACGUCCUCAUCCUGAGACGCCUCAGGCAGACCAAGUUUCGCAGAAAGGUCCGCAGCGAGAAACUCAUCCUGGCUAUUGUGGUGAUGUUUGGUCUUUUCUGGCUGCCGUACCACGUUGUAAACAUGAUACAGGUGGCAGCUGAGUGGUACUCGGAUACUUCACCAAGAAGAGAAUUCUUGGACAAUAUCUCCAAAUCCAGCCGUGCAGUGACCUCAGCUCUGGCCUUCAUCAGCAGCUGUGCAAACCCUGUCCUCUACACCUUCGCUGGGAAGUCCUACAUUAAGAAGAACGGCUUUGCUUUCAUGGCUCGGCUCUUUGAGGGGACUUCGUCAGACCAAAUAGGAACAAAAAAGACCCGGGGAAAAAGUAAAGACAUAGUCGAGACUAGUAAUAUUGAAUCCACACACAGCACAGAUACUCCACCUCUACGAAAUGGGAGAUGAGCCUCGAAUGAACUUUGUGCAUCAAAGACGGCACUAUAGAAUGAAAACAAGCGAAAACUACAUAAUGAUUGUGUACAUUUUAGUCAAAGUGCAAAAGGAUGAGUGCCUUAAAAACUAUGUACAGAGACAACCACCUUAAAGCCUGGGUUGGCAGUCUCGGAAAACUAGCAUGAAUUUGAC